AUGGGGGGAGGAUGGGGGAAAGGAUGGGAAGCAGCAAGGGGGAGAGGUGCAGGGGGGGUCCCAGGGGAAGCGGGAGGGAAGCGGCAAGGGGAGAGGUUCACAGGGGAAGAGGGACGGGAGCAGCAAGGGGGAGGUUGCAGCGGGAAAGCAGAGAGCGCGGAGCUAGAGGCUCAUGUGGCGGGCCUGGCUUGCCUCGUGCACCCCAACGUGCUGGGGCUUGUGGCCUGGUGCUGCUGCCCUGUAGCGGGCGAGGGGGGGGUGGAGGGGGAGGAGGCGGUGGGGCAGGAGGGGGGGAAUGAGCUGGUGUUGGUGUAUAAGUGGAUGGAGCGUGGCAGCCUGCAGGCAGCACUGCAGCCAGGCGCCACGCCCUUGUCACUCCAGCAGCGGGUGGACAUAGCAGUGGGGGUGCUACUGGCGCUCAAGGCAGUGCAGAGCCACGGGCAGGUGCAUGGCGACCUCAAGCCCUCCAACGUGCUGCUCGGCCCUUCCUUUGAGGCGCGAGUGGUGGACUGGAGUGUGGUGUGCAUGGGGCAGCGCGUGCAUGUGGACAUGGGCAACAAUGGCUCGGAAGGGCACCGGAAAGUCUUCAGCAACAAAGGCUUGGCAAGGAUAGUUUCCUUGCCAAGUGGAGACAGAGGCACCAGCAGCAGCAGUGGCAAGAUUGGUGGCAAGAGUGGGUAUUCAUGGGGGUCCGGUAGGAGUGGCAGCAGCAUUGGCAGAACUGACGGAGGCGAGCAGAAGGUGUAUUUGCUGCGGUGCACGGAGGGCCAUGUGGACCCGGCUGUUGUGCACACCGGCAUUGCCACUCCCACCAGUGACAUGUACAGUGUGGGAGUGCUGCUGUUGCAGCUGCUCACAGGCUGGGAAGGUCCCUUCAGGGAUGUGGAUGGGCAGCGCACCCACAUUUAUGACUGGGUGCGUGAGGCUUUGGGAAUCAGAGCAUGA
Closterium sp. Yama58-4 is the source of this 945-nucleotide messenger RNA. The record is from the annotation of a GenBank genome assembly. Lineage: Eukaryota; Viridiplantae; Streptophyta; Zygnematophyceae; Desmidiales; Closteriaceae.